AGAAUCCUUUGUCUUUAGUGUUCUUGCCAUGGAAGAACACGAGGAGAAAACCAUCAUCACCAAGUUCGCGAAAUCCAAAUUCUUCUUCCCCAAAGUUAUUCGCAUUUCAGCAACGGAUCACAACGCCACAGACUCCUCUAGCGAAGAAGAAGACGACGAAGAAAAGCUUAUUCACCUUCACAGAGUUAAGAGAGUGGUUAGUGAGAUAAGAAUUGUGCAUGCAAACAAAACAAAAGGGCACAACAAAAACAUGGACAAUAACAACGAUAGUUGUUGUUCGACCAAGUACAAGGAAGCUAUGAAACAGCAACACCACCAACAAAAACAAGAGCACAAGUUUCGCGGCGUGCGGCAGCGGCCAUGGGGACGGUGGGCCGCUGAGAUAAGAGACCCUAUACGGCGGAAACGAGUGUGGCUUGGAACCUUCGACACGGCAGAAGAAGCAGCUGUGGUUUACGACAGAGCAGCUAUAAACCUCAGAGGUGCCGAUGCUGUCACUAAUUUCAUCAAACCGCCGUUGAAAGAGUGUGAAAGUGGGGUUAAACGGAGGAGUUGUGGCGCAUGUGCUUCACCCACUUCGGUUCUGUUGUUUCAGCCUUGGAUGGAACCUUUGUCUUUGGAAGAAACAUUCAAAGAAGAAGUGUUUGAUGGGUUAAACGAUGAAGUUGAUAGUUUCUUGUUUUCUGAUCAUGCUCUUUAUGAGCAACCUCUUCCUACUGUGUUUUCUAACAUUGAUGUUUCGUUGGAUGAGGAUCUUGAAUCAUGUAAAUGGGAUGUAGAUAGCUUUUUCACUGAUGAUACUUUUCAAUAAUGAGAUGUGGAUUAAUUG
Messenger RNA from Vigna unguiculata (cowpea), 829 nucleotides. Its product is annotated as ethylene-responsive transcription factor ERF069-like. Gene Ontology annotation, molecular function: DNA-binding transcription factor activity; DNA binding. The record is from RefSeq and is a predicted model, not a curated record. NCBI's taxonomy places the organism in Eukaryota, Viridiplantae, Streptophyta, Magnoliopsida, Fabales, Fabaceae. Gene Ontology annotation, biological process: regulation of DNA-templated transcription.